UUCCGUCAAGACGUAUGAGUGUACGCGCUGAAGUUGUAUGUGAAGAUGGCGGACGAGGAGGCCGAGCAGGACCGUAGUCUUAUGGAUGGUAUCAGCAAAACAAUUGGAGAAGUCAGAACAUUGCUGGAAGGACUACACGAAGUUCUGAUUAGAGAGAGCACAGGCUCACCAGUUCAGUCCUCUUCUAAGUAUUGUCAGGAGUUCUGUAGGACGCUGUUGGAGUUUGUAGGCCUUUGGAAGACAGAGGAGGAGCCAUUGCCACUUGUACACGUGUACCUGGUCGCCCUACUCAGUUUUGCCAAGGCUUCUUCAUGUCUCUCUCUGCAGUGUGAAAGUGUUCCACUUGUAAUUGAGAGACUUUCACUGAGCUUUUUGGAGCUCUUGCUCGCUCAGAAGAAUCUGCCAGAUGAUUUAUGGCAGUAUUUCAAGUCGUCUGUUCAGUUUGCACACAGCGAACUUCAGGAGAAUGGAAUAACCCAGCUAUCGCUACUCUGUGUCCUAAGCCAGCAUGAAGGCAUUUGGAACCACAAAGUUCUGCAAAGUAUUCUGUCCAACGAGACCCCUACAACAAAACAUGUUGAAGAGUUCCUGGAGCUUGAGGGCGCUGUCUUGCUGCAGAUGAGAGUAAAGCAACUGAUGAAGGAAAAACAGUUGGAGAAGGCUGCACAUCUGGCAAAGGUCUGCAAUGAAUACUCUGCUUUUCAAACAAAGGGGGACUUCAAGCAGAUGUAUCUUGUCUGCCUUUGUGGCAUUUUAGAAAAAGAUCAACUUAUGUUGGAGCUUUCAAAGGAGGACUGUCAUGAUGCUCUAGAGAUGAUUUGCAACUUGGAAUCAGAUGGAGAUGACCAUGCAGCAUUGAGUUUAUGUUCAGCUUUUCUGACCCGGCAGCUUCUCCAAGGAGACACAUACUGUGCUUGGGAGCUCACGCUGUUUUGGAGUAAGCUGCUAAAGCGAUUAGAGCCAUCAGACCACGCCUUCCUUGAUAGAUGCCGGCAAAUGUCAGUCUUAUCCAAAUCAGUGUAUCACAUCCUGUUCUUCAUCAAGGUCAUUCAGUCAGAGAUAAAUCACAAUGGGCUACCAGUGUGUAUCGAGUUGUGCAUAAUGGCUCUACGAAUCACAUCAGAGGAUGAUAAAGGAAAGGCCACAGUCUGUAAAACAAUUUCCUGUUUGCUUCCAGCUGAUCUGGAAGUUAAGAGGGCAUGCCAACUAACAGAGUUCCUUCUGGAGCCUACGGUGGAUUCAUACUAUGUUGUGGAGACACUUUACAAUGAACCAGAUCAAAAACUAGAGGAAGAAAGUAUGCCUAUUUCUAACUGUCUACGUUGUGAGCUCUUACUGGUUUUAAAAACCCAAUGGCCUUUUGACCCAGAGUUCUGGGAUUGGAAAACACUGAAACGUCAUUGUCUGUCACUAAUGGGUAACGAGGCUUCCAUCGUUUCAUCCAUUGAUUCUCUAAAUGAUUCUGAGAACACAGAGGAAGAGGAAGACUAUAUGAGUUUACAGGAGUGCAAUAAUAUCCCAAACGACAUAGUAAGCGGCACAUAUGAAAUUCAAGAUGUCAUGGAUAGGAAACAGAAAAAUCGAGAAAUGAAGAAACUGAGGGAAAAGGGCUUUGUAUCCACCCGUUUUAGAAACUGGCAGGCCUACAUGCAGUACUGUGUGCUCUGCGACAAAGAGUUUCUUGGUCACCGAAUUGUUAGACAUGCCCAGAUUCACCUUAGCAGUGGAAUAUAUACUUGCCCAAUAUGUGCUCAAACGUUCACAUCAAAAGACACACUGCUUCCUCAUGUAACGUCGCAUGUUAAAGUUUCUUGCAAGGAAAGGCUGACUGCAAUGAAAACCAACAAAGCAAUGGUUCAUUCCAAAAUGGCUGCUCCUCCCAUUGCAAUUUUGAAGGUAAAGGCCCACAAUGAGCUAAAGGAAGACAGCAGUUCACUACAGCAAAAUUGUGGUGCAAUUCAAAGAGCUCAGGCACAAGUGGAUAGACGUGAUGUAGAUAUUAAUGAAGACAACGUGUGCCCUGUUGGGAAAUGCAAGAGGAGCUUUAAGUUUUUCAAAAACCUCAUUGCACAUGUAAAAGGUCAUGGGGACAAUGAAGAAGCAAGAACGUUUCUUGAACUGCAGAACAACAAGGUGGUUUGCCAGUACUGUCGUCGCCACUUCAUUAGUGUCACACAUCUUAAUGAUCAUUUACAAGUCCACUGUGGUGCAAAGCCUUAUAUUUGUAUCCAGUUAAACUGCAAGGCAAGUUUUCUCACAAACACCAAACUCCUAAUACAUAAGAAAACACAUUCAGUUUUCAAAGCUAGAUGCAUGUUUCCAAAGUGUGGAAAAAUUUUUAAUGCCCCUUUUAAACUCUAUGACCAUGAGGCACAUCACUACAAAACCUUUACUUGUAAAGCUUUUGGUUGUGGAAAAGUAUUUCACUCUCAACAACAGCUAGAUUUACAUCUAGACAACCAUGCUACUCAGGAUCAAGAAAGUCCACCUUGUUCACAGUCCUCAUCCAAUACACAGCUUGGUUCUUCUUCACUUAGUAAGCAAAUGCUUUCCAGUCAAUCUUCUGUGAAACAAGGAACUGUGAAACAAGAAUAUUUACAGGAGACCUUGAACUCUGAUGCUUCUGCUUAUCCAAAGGAUGGAGAACUUAUGACAAUACAAAGUUUGCCAGAGACUUCACAAGAACAUGUGGAUGCCGUGGAUGGAUGUCAGCUUAAAUCAGAGUCGCCACAAUCAGUGUUUCCAACAGACAUGUACAAUUCUAAUAAUUCUCUCAUUCGGUCGGUGCAUUCCCAUUUACUUGAUUCUAACAAAGUAGAAGACAAGUUUGAUCAUAAGUCAUUAGAUUGUGAGAUUCCACCUCAAAGUUAUCCAAUACAUCCAUUUGAAGCCAGUGUAGGAGAACUUGUACAAAGUCUGCCACACACACUCCCCAGCAAAGGAAACAGUGAUAUCCCUUACAAAUCAAAUCAUAACUUUAUGUUACCUACUCAGCUAGGGCCUGUGUCUUGUAGGAAUCAUUCAGUAGUAUCAUUGCCCCACAUUUUUCCAGAUUCAGCAAUGUCCCAACCACUACCACCAGACCUAAUCUCUCAACAACUAACCGAGAGCAACCAGAGGAAUUUACCCUCAAAUAUUACAGUCACCUCUUCUGGACAGAUAGAGAGGUUUCACUGUGCAUUUGGAGCAUGUACAAAAAACUAUAGCUCUUAUAGAAGUGUUUCCAAGCACAUGAAAGCAGUUCACCCUGAUUUCUAUGAGCAAUGGAAAGUUGCCAGGACUGAUAUCAGAUUAAGCCACAUUCCAGCACAGAAUGCUGCAUCAGGGCCGUCAAGUUCAGUCUCAUCAUUACAGAAGAAGCAGGCCAGUCGUCGAGUUCAGAAAAAGAAUGUUAUUCCACCAAAUCCCUGUGUUAACAUGAGUACUACUGCUCAAUGUAGUAUUCCACAUAAUCUCCCCUCAUUUCCCCACAAUCCAAACAGUUCUAUGCUAAUGGCAAAUGUUUUGAAUCCGAUUGUCCUUUCUCAGUUAGGAGCUGACCGAAGACCAGUAACAGCGGAGUCUCAAGUUACAAAGGACCAGAACCCUGUUACUGCUGAAAGUGAAGAUGUUGCUAACUGUAAUUCUUCCAAAAUAUUCCCAUCUACUCAGCAAAUUAUGCAAGAGAUUGAUUCUACUAGUGAUGUUUUCCCACUUUGUAUUCCUUCUUGCUCUGCAAUGGGAUCAAAAAUAAACCAACCACAGUCCUUGCAGCCACAGCGUGAUAAGAGUAGACCUCAGUCUUCUAUGUCUUCAUGCAUUCAAAGGUCAGUGGAGUCAUCACAACAAAUGGGAGCCUCUCAGCCCUGUAUUGUACAGAUGGAAAGCAGUGCAGUACCACUUUCAAAUACUCCAGAGAAAACAAAUUCAAGGCAAAAUGAUAAACUCUCUGAUUUUUCCAUUGCCGAAGAAACUUUAAACAGAACUUUUCAGCCGAACUAUGGCCCCACCACCUCUAAAGAAAGCUCUGAGACUCAAACGCAAGCCAAGAAACACACAAGAACCAAAUGGCCCGCAAUAAUCAAGGAUGGGAAAUUCUUUUGUCGAAGAUGCUUCAGACAAUUUGAUAAUCCUAGAUCUCUUGGUGGUCAUUUGUCCAAGCGAACAGUUUGCAAACCAUAUCAGGAGUCAGGAAUAAACACAGAUUUACCUCAAUCAUUUCUUGAUCUUCUAAGUUCAUCACAAACAGUUGCCACAUCCCAGUCACUACCAUUUUACAAUGGUGUUGCUGUGUAUCAAAAGCCAGAUAAGAGGUUAACUGAUUCCUCUUCAGCUACAAAACAUCCCACUCUUCAAAAUUCUCAAAAUAACCUUCCUACAUUUGAAAAUAGUCAGUCAAAUAAUAUUUUCAAGCAGCUUAUGACAGAAUCCAGUACUGAUUCAUUUGUUCCUCCACCUGAUACCCAGCCAUUGUUCCAAAACAGCUGUAGUUCUCAUGCAGAAAGUGAGGAUCUACUUGGUACCUCAGUUAUAAAACAUACAGAAACUGUCCAGCUGAUGCAGCAAGCUAAUUCAUACAGUGCAACCCAUUCUCCCGAGUCUCAUGUGGACAAGUUUCCUGGGAAUAAAUUAUCUGAUCUGCUUCUUUCAGAAGUCCUCACAGAGAACUCUUCUAGUGCUCUCCUAUGCAAUACCCCCAAAAUCAGUAGAACUCCUGAAUUAAUUUUUCAUGAAAGUUAUCCCUCCAAGAGAACUAUGUCAACUCUAGAUGAAGGUUCAAACUCAGUGAAGCAAACAUUCUUUCCCGAUUAUCACCUUAGUCAAACAAUUACAAUUGGUAAGCAAACCAUGAGUCUAGUGAAGACUACUGAUAAAGAUGUCAAAAAGCGACUGCGUGAGCAGAUUUUGGCUGGGGAUUUUCAACGCAGAAACGUCUUUCCUCCUGGAAAUAUGAGUGAAAAUGCUUCGGGCUCAGUCUGUAGUCCUUCCAGUAAUUCUGGAUUUCGGAACUUGUCUCAUGAGGCCACAAGUCAUUCAACAGCUCAUGAAGAAGUCCUUACGAGAAAAUCUUCAGUUAUUGCAGAAUCUUCUGGUGAAAUUGAAAACCUACUGAACACCCAGAGCUUUACUAGUUUCAGACAGACUCCCAGAAUGCUCAUAGAGCUGCCAAGCCUGCCAGUAACUGCAGCAACUAAUCGGGAUCCUGGACCUUCAGAGUUCUCAGCAAGCCAGCAGCAGAGGAUAACAGAAAUUCAGUAUGCAUUUGAAAGGCUUGACUUAGUCAGAGAAAAAUCUGAUCAGUUAAUAACUUUAAAGAAAAAUGAGAUUGAUUCAAAGAGUCCAUCUGUAUCCUCUGAAGUGACAUUGCAUACUUCAGUUCCAUCAACAUCUGUUAACGUUAAACCGUUUGCUUGUGAGAACAUUAACUGCACAUUUAGUUCCAUUUCCAGCGAUGCACUGUGGAAGCAUCUCUCCAAAACACAUAACUACACCCUGGAGAUGGUCAAUGCAGUAAAAAAAAAAUACGGGCAGUAUGCUCCUUUCAAGUGUCAGAAAUGUCCAAAAGCAUUCACUCGAAACUCAAACCUUCGCAUUCAUUACCGAACAGCUCACAAAUUAUCAACUAAAGAAAUUGCAGACCUAGAUGUAAAGCGAAAGCUGGCAAAGGCUGAAGCAUCAAAUGCUAGUCGAAAAAAGACUGAGAGUGUAAGCCAGGUUCCAAUGGCUCCAAUUACCACAGCUAAUCAAUCAACUUCAGAUAACUGCACAUAUAUGUGUCCUCUCCAGAGUUCAAUAAAAUGUCACACAUAUGUUCCUUGUGCUAACACAACUAAUCAUAAAUAUCAAGGGGAUAAUCACUUCCCAGUUAUCCAUCCUUUAAAAGUUGUUCCCAAGCAUAAUCAAGAACAAACUCCCCUGGCAGGGGCUCAUACCGUUGCCAGUUUACAGUCAGUAAAAGCAGGGAUAUCUACUGAACAUUGGUCCAAACAGCAAAGAAACCUUCCUGAGGAGCAUGCAAAGAGUCAGCAAUUUCCGCUAUUCAAAAAUUUGUCUGCCACACCUGAGCCAACAAAUGAAAAUGGUUAUUUCAAGAGGGGAACAGUGGUUAAAACAAAUAACAUUGUCUGCAAGUCUAAAGGGAAGAAACCAAAAUCAAGAGAUGCAAUGAGUCCAUAUAGACCGUAUCGCUGUGUCCAUCAAGGCUGUGAGGCAGCCUUUACGAUCCAGCACAAUUUGAUCCUCCACUACAAGGCUGUGCAUCAGUCGGCCUUGUCAGCACUGGAAGUGAGUGAAGAGCAUGACCAAAGUGAUGAUGCAGAUGAACUAAUGGACCAUGAUAAAGAGGUAGAGUCGCUGCAGAUUACCGAAUUCAGAUGUCAAGUUAAAGACUGCUGCUGUGUUUUUCAAGAAAUUCCUUACCUCUUUCAACAUUAUCUCCACUUGCAUGAGUUCACAGACUGUAAGGUGGAAGCACUAUUGUCUGCCAUCAGUCUUAGCAGGUUUGCUUGUGGCCACCAGGGCUGCACUGAAACCUUCACUACUUUCAGAAAAUAUAAAAGUCAUGUUAAAGAACAACAUAAAGACCUAAACUUUGCCAGACCUGAACCACUGCACAUUUUAUUCAAGUGUGAAAUUGAAGGCUGUGACCGCUCUUAUGCCACAAAGUCAAACAUGCUCAGACAUAUGAUGAAAAAGCAUCAGGACCUGUACCAGCUUAAACUACAAAAUAAGCAAGUAAAAGAGGAUGAGAUGAAGCAAAACUCAACAUCUUCACAUUAUCAAAUCACCAAAACCAGUAAUGGGAAAGAAAACAUUGAGAGCAACAAAAAGAUCCCCCAAAGAGCUCAUGACAGGAAGAAGGUAGACAAGUCAAAAAGCAAACAUUGGCUGAAAUAUGGAAAACCUUCCUUGAAAUCUAAAGUGGAUGCAUCUGCACUGUGUACCAUGAAAUUUCCGCUACAAUAUCCUUGUAUGAUCAAAGGUUGCACAUCAGUAAUGAAAUCAGAAAAGAGCAUACUCAAACAUUAUAUUGGACACGGACUAUCGGAAAAGUACUUGGAACAGCACAGGAGUCACUUUAUAUUCUGCAAAAAGUUCUCCAGACAGAAAUGUCGUUCCAUCAAGAGUGAUGAUUCCAAAUCUGAGAACACCUCUGAGCAGUCAGACACUGAGAAGACAACAGAUACCAUCAUGGGAGAAGGAAAAUAUGAAUAUUCAAAGCCGGUCCUACGUAGACGGAGUCCAGCAGAGAUACCCAGUACUUUGUUUAACACCAAGUUAUCAAAUAAGAACAGCUCUGAAGGAGCUGUGGUACUAAAACGUAAACGAGGACGGCCAAGAAAAUUCACAGAAAGUUUUGACAAACCUAAAAAAGUAAUUCACCCACCUAAGGUUGCUGUGGUUGUCUGCAAGGACAAUACACAGACACCCCCAAGUCUUGCAAUAAUUCCAGAGGAGAGUGAACAGACUGUGCCCCUGGCUUCUUUUAAACCAAUGGGAUUUGAAAUGUCUUUCCUGAAAUUCUUGGAACAAACUAACAAAUCAGAACAAAGUUUGAUGGGAUCAGUUAAAGGAACAGAAAAGAGUGAGAACCAAACGAGUUCAAACAGCAUAAAGAACUGUGUCUGGUUUAGCAACCAUCAGAACUUAAAGUCACUUUCAAAGGUUAAAAUAAAACUAGAUCCAGCCUUUUCAAGUUUUGCAGAGCCCAUGUUGAAACAGCUCCAGGAUAUGGACCCAGCUGUAGUGUUAGAAAAAUGUGACUGAUUGCUUUUUGGAGGCUUUUUUAAAUCCAAGAAAUGAAUCUCAGAAUUUAAAUAAGGCUUAGUUGAUAAACUAAAACCAUCAGUCUGCUCCACAUUACUAUCUCUGUACAGCUCUUUUUCAUAUUGUAAAGUGUAAAGCAUGUUCAAAUGACAUCAGCUUGUGGUGUCUAAGUUAUCCCUGUGGGAAUUUGAGACAAAUGAGCUAUAUUCUGUGUGUAGUUUGUGAGAUAUUAAUCAAUGCGUGCUGUGUAUAUAGAUUUAAAUCUCCCGCUGCCACCAGCAGUCUUAAAGUUUUUGUUACUUAGUGGUUUUGUGUUUUUUAUAAGAUAAUAGUCAUUGGGGAAGUUAUGUGAAGGUUAAAAUCAGAGCUGUUGUAUGUGGACCUAUAAAAUGAUUUUGUUACAUUUUUCUCAAUUAAACUUACCUGUUAAAACACCAA
This is a messenger RNA of Fundulus heteroclitus (mummichog), 8184 nucleotides long. RefSeq names its product zinc finger protein 292b (gene znf292b). The transcript is spliced from 8 exons. The record is from RefSeq and is a predicted model, not a curated record. Gene Ontology annotation, molecular function: DNA-binding transcription factor activity, RNA polymerase II-specific; DNA binding. Gene Ontology annotation, cellular component: nucleus. Lineage: Eukaryota; Metazoa; Chordata; Actinopteri; Cyprinodontiformes; Fundulidae. Gene Ontology annotation, biological process: regulation of transcription by RNA polymerase II. The coding region runs from base 46 to 7746 and encodes 2566 amino acids.